Messenger RNA from Carlito syrichta (Philippine tarsier), 1817 nucleotides. It is a transcript of the gene TIGD3, whose product is annotated as tigger transposable element derived 3. Gene Ontology annotation, cellular component: nucleus. The record is from RefSeq and is a predicted model, not a curated record. The transcript has a single exon. Gene Ontology annotation, molecular function: DNA binding. Bases 13 to 1428 code for a protein of 471 amino acids. NCBI's taxonomy places the organism in Eukaryota, Metazoa, Chordata, Mammalia, Primates, Tarsiidae.
CGUGGAGAAGCCAUGGAGCUGAGCUGCAAGAAGAAGCUUCACGCCCUGUCCCUGGCCGAGAAGAUCCAGGUGCUGGAGCUCCUGGACGAGUCCAAAAUGUCCCAGUCGGAGGUGGCCCGGCGCUUCCAGGUCUCGCAGCCGCAGAUCUCACGCAUCUGCAAGAACAAGGAGAAGCUGCUGGCGGACUGGUGCAGCGGCACGGCCAACCGGGAGCGCAAGCGCAAGCGUGAGUCCAAGUACAGCGGAAUCGACGAGGCCCUGCUCUGCUGGUACCACAUUGCCCGGGCCAAGGCCUGGGACGUGACGGGGCCCAUGCUGCUCCACAAGGCCAAGGAGCUAGCCGACAUCAUGGGCCAGGAUUUCGUGCCCAGCAUCGGCUGGCUGGUCCGCUGGAAACGCCGAAACAACGUCGGCUUUGGGGCCCGCCAUGUCCUCGUGCCUCCGUUUCCCCCCGAGCCGCCUCCCCCAGGGAUCACCACCCACGCCCAGCUGCCUCUUUCCCUUAAGGAUUUCUCCCCAGAGGAUGUUUUCGGCUGUGCCGAAGUGCCCUUGCUGUUCCGGGCCGUGCCCGGUGGUGUGGGCACAUGUGAUCAGGUGCAGGUGCUGUUGUGUACCAACAGCAAAGGCACGGAGAAGCGGCGGGUGCUGGUGGGUGGGCUCCAGGCUGCCCCCAGAUGCUUCUUUGGGGUCAGCAGUGAGGCUCUGCCAGCCUCCUACCACCCUGACCUGGGGGUCCCCUGGACAGAAUGGUUGGCCCGGUUUGACCAGGACAUGGGGCGGCAGGGCCGGCAGGUGGCCUUGCUGCUGGCUGCCCGAGUGGUGGAGGAACUGGCCGGCCUGCCCGGGCUCUACCACGUGAGGCUCUUGCCUCUGCCUGCCUCCAGCACCACACCUCCCCUGCCCAGCUCCGUGGUCCGGGCCUUUAAGGCCCAUUACCGGCACCGUCUGUUGGGCAAGCUAGCUGCUGUCCAGAGCAAGAGAGAUGGGACCUCGCUGGCCAAGGCUGGAGCAGGCGUGACCGUGCUGGACGCGCUGCACCUGGUGGCAGCGGCCUGGGCCAAGGUACCUCCUCGGCUCAUUCUGGGCGGCUUCGUUCAGGAAGGGCUGGCUCCCGGCAAAAGGCCCCCGUCCCCGGACAGAGCCUCCGAGAUGCUACCAGUCCCCCGUGGACUAAGCCGCGAGGAGUUUUCCCGCUUUGUGGACCUGGAGGGUGAGGAGCCAGGGCCUGGCGUGUGCAAAGAGGAGACAGGCACUGGAGACGAGGACAGGGGCGGGGAGGACGCCUUCGAGCCCCUGCCCACCAAAGCAGAUGCCCUCCAUGCCCUGGGCACGCUGAGACGGUGGCUGGAGUGUAACAGCACCUCGCCCGAGCUCUUUGAGAAAUUCUAUGACUGCGAGGAGGAGGUGGAGCGGCUCUGCUGCCUGUGAGGCUCCUUGGGCUCGCCAGAGCCCCCUCCUCGCCUGUUUCCCAUGGAAACGCCCCCUCCAGAAGGCAGAUCAGGCUGUCUCUUUCCUGUGGAAAUACAGCGUCGUGGACGGUGUGGAAGGGAGAGACGCUGGCCGCUGCAUCAGAGCUCAGAAUGGAAAAUGUCGAAGCCCCCAGAAGAGGGCUCUAAGGGUGGGACAUCAGGGGCAGGAAUUCAGGCAGUCUCUUUCCUAAACCCUGCUUGAAAGUUCUGGAACCUCAGAGGGAGUCAGUCUAGGAAGGCUGAGACUUGAAAAGGUGGAAUUUGGGCUUCACAGGCAGGCUGAUCCCUCGAAACUCUGUGUUAAAAACAGUUCUGCUUCUGGAAAUAAAGUUUUUCAUGAGAAAAGAG